Paramecium primaurelia is the source of this 334-nucleotide messenger RNA. NCBI's taxonomy places the organism in Eukaryota, Ciliophora, Oligohymenophorea, Peniculida, Parameciidae. The record is from the annotation of a GenBank genome assembly.
AUGAAGAAAGAAAAGAAUUAAUUGAUGAUAUAUAAAAAGUAUGGUAUAUUUUAGAUAAAUUUGGAUUUAGUGGCAGAGUGCUUUGAAACAUGCUUUGAUGGCUAAUUAUUAUAGAACAAAUGUGCAAAUAAUUGUUAUAAACAUUAUCUGAAUACUUUGAAAGUGAUUACAUAAGAAACAAAAGAAAGAGGUUAUAAAGUACAUUCACUUUAUGCUUACAAAAUGUUCCCAAUCAGACAACCAAGAUUCUAAUUAGUUUAUAAUGAGAGAUUUAAACCUACUGCCUUUGAAAUUGAAUUUUCAGUUGAUCCUGUAAGUUUAAAAGAAAUCUGAG